UGUAAGCCCGUCCCCCUGUGUAACAAGCAGCACAGUCCAGAAGCUGCAGAGAUGGUACUAAGAUGCUGAAAUUUGAAGAGGUAGACUGCUAUAAAAUGAGAACCCAGCGGAACCACAGUGGCAGCAGCACAGAACAUAAAGUGCCGCACACACGGAUGGAGGACGAAGCUGCAAUUCAGCAAAUAUACAUUUUUGGAAGGAAACUUGGACAAGGAAGUUUUGGAACAGUGAUUGAAGCCACUCACACGGAAACUGGCAAACAGUGGGCAAUAAAAAAAGUAAAUAAAGAAAAGGCUGGAACUUCUGCUGUGAAACUGUUAGAGCGAGAAGUUAAUAUUCUAAAAAUCGUUAAUCAUGAUCACAUAAUCCAUCUAGAAGAAGUGUUUGAAACACCCAAGAGAGUUUAUCUUGUGAUGGAGUUAUGUGAGCAAGGUGAACUAAAGGGAGUUCUGCACAGGAAAAAGCGUUUCUCAGAAACAGAAACAAGGCACAUCAUUCGCAGUCUCGGCUCUGCUGUUGCGUAUCUUCACAAAAAAGAUAUUGUCCAUAGAGAUUUGAAAUUGGAAAACAUUUUAGUAAAAAGUGAUGAACAAACAAACGAAGAGGAGACUAAACUAAACAUAAAGGUAACUGAUUUUGGCUUAGCUGUGCAAAAGGGAGGGGUUGGCAUUGAAAACAUGCUACAGUCCACCUGUGGAACCCCAAUAUACAUGGCUCCUGAAGUUAUUAAUGCUCAUGAUUACAGCAGGCAAUGUGACAUCUGGAGCAUCGGAGUCAUUAUGUACAUGCUGCUAUGUGGAGAGGCACCUUUCAUGGGAAGCUCUGAAGAUAAACUUUUUGAAAGUAUAACAAAAGGAAAACUGAAUUUCUCGCAUGAUAUCUGGAAGUCCGUUAGUGAAGCCGCCAAAGAUGUUCUACAGCGGCUUUUGAAAGUUGACCCUGCCUACAGAAUCACAGCUCAUGAACUUAUUGACAACCCCUGGAUAGCAGGGGAAACAAGAAUUGUACCUAGGCCCUUAAAUGUUCUGGAAAUGAUGAAGCAAUGGAAGAACCACAUGGAUUCUGAUGAAGAGCAGAGCAGUGAUGAUUCCAAAAGCUUGUCUACUGCAAGUGACAAAAACAGUAACCAAUCACAGGAAAGCAUCAGUCAUUUAAGCACUAAUGAGACCUCUGAAAUGACUGAAACAGACAGCAACAACCCACUAAUACAUGAAAAACAGGUAAACAAGAAAACAAUGCUUUCCCAUACUGUGCCAAAUGGGUCUGUUAAAAAGAAGAGUUCAAGUCUCAAGCCUUCUAGUGCUUCCACGGUAACUGGAAAAGGGUCUACACUCUCAAACUCCAGGAGGACACAAGACAAUAAGGAUUACUCCGUGGUACAAGUCACUUCUGUAUUGAAACAAAGCUCAAUCACCUGCAAGGGAGAGACCAGCAAAAAUGAGUUUAAAUCCAAUGGACAUGGACAAAAAGUAACUCAUAGACAGUCUGCAUCACCUAGAAUGAAAAAGACAUAGACAUUGACAGCAGUGACACUCAAAUGUUUGGGAUUUUAUUAUUGUGCCAAAAUAUUUCGACAAAAAACAACACCCAGAGGAUGUUGUUGUAUUCUAAGAUCUGUAUUUCACAUUCCUUUGUACACUAAAUAGAAUCCAGUGACUAUUCAGCUGGAUACGACUUUCCGUUGCUUAUUAUAAGUUUUUAAAUUUGUAAAGCAGUUAUAUUCCCUGUUCUGUUGGCUUGAAUUUGACUUAGAUGUGGGUCAACCUUCCCUAAUCUAUUUUAAAAGCAAAUAAUGGAAUUGUAGCAUACAUUGGUUGUUGUGGAAUAAACUUGUUAUUCAUUUAAAAAUUCUUGUAGGAAAUGAAAUACCAACCACUAAAGUAAUACUGCAGUUCAGUUAAAACUGUAACUUUAGAAUUAUAGUUAAUAGUUUUGUUAAAUUUAACUGCAGUCUAUUAUAAAGACAGAGCCAACUUGCCUUUAUUUAUUGGGAUUGUUCAGUUUGUUCCUUUAUCCAAUGAUGUGCUACAAUAAUAAUAAAAAAACAAUUAAAACGUA
Messenger RNA from Bombina bombina (fire-bellied toad), 2058 nucleotides. It is a transcript of the gene STK33, whose product is annotated as serine/threonine kinase 33. The transcript is spliced from 13 exons. Bases 63 to 1514 code for a protein of 483 amino acids. Lineage: Eukaryota; Metazoa; Chordata; Amphibia; Anura; Bombinatoridae. Gene Ontology annotation, molecular function: protein serine/threonine kinase activity; ATP binding. Gene Ontology annotation, biological process: protein phosphorylation; mitotic DNA damage checkpoint signaling. Gene Ontology annotation, cellular component: cytoplasm; nucleus. The record is from RefSeq and is a predicted model, not a curated record.